Molecule: messenger RNA, 636 nt
Organism: Penicillium daleae
Lineage: Eukaryota; Fungi; Ascomycota; Eurotiomycetes; Eurotiales; Aspergillaceae
Gene: cwc21
Product: U2-type spliceosomal complex subunit CWC21
Exons: 1
Coding region: 1-636 (211 amino acids)
Source: RefSeq, a predicted model, not a curated record
AUGUCCUCCAACGUCGGUCUCUCCACACCCCGCGGCAGCGGUACAUCAGGCUACGUUCAACGCAACGGCGCCUUCCUCAAACCCCGCGCCGCAGGUUUCGGCGCACCCUACCCACCCGUAACCGGUGCCAACGGCACCCCCGACCGCGCCUUCAAACAACGUCUCCCAGACAAGCAAAUCCUCGAACACGACCGCCGGCGCGCAAUCGAAGUAACCGUCAUGGAAGAGCGCGAGCGGUUAGAAGAAGAGAAUGAGCGCAUCGAAGAGGCGCAAGCCAAGGCUAAGAAGUCUUCCAAGCCUGCCAGGGAAGACAAAGAAGAUGGCGAGGAAGAUGAAGACGAGGAUGAGGGGGAGCGCGUGCUUACGGAGGAAGAGAUUGAUGAGCGGUGCGAGGCGUUGCGCCAGCGUCUUGUGAAGGAGAUGGAGAAGGAGACGGCGGAGGGUGGUGCGGGGGCGUCUGCGCGUGGGAAGAAGAUGGCGCCUAGGGAUCGGAGGAAUAUUAAGGCUUAUCAGGUGCAUGAGCUUGCGGAGGCGAAGAUUGAGGAGAGUGAGCGGUUGCGGAGGGCGUUGGGGAUUCGGGAGGAUCGGGAGACCGGGGAGAUUAGUAGUCGGCGGUUUGAGAGGCGACGAGACUAA